Molecule: messenger RNA, 622 nt
Organism: Opisthorchis viverrini
Lineage: Eukaryota; Metazoa; Platyhelminthes; Trematoda; Opisthorchiida; Opisthorchiidae
Exons: 3
Coding region: 1-474 (157 amino acids)
Cellular component (GO): mitochondrion
Source: RefSeq, a predicted model, not a curated record
AUGAUCGGUUUCACCCUUGUUCAGAUUCAUCAGCCCCUGAUAUUUACACGGGGAGUUUCAAGCCAAUCGGCUUCUACACGAAGUCGUGUGCUCGCCCUCUACCGAAAGAUAUGGCGUUUUGCCCGGGAGUGGCGCUCCACUUCUGGUUCUGAUGUGGACACCAUGAAGGAAGCCGAGUAUAUCCGUGGUGAGGCGAGAACUCUGUUUCGUCAAAAUGCUCACCUCACUGACGAACAGGCUAUCCUGGAACACAUUCGUGAAGCCGAGUCACGCAUGGAGUUGGCCAAACAUUACGGUAUUCCUUAUCCGCGAUUAUCCAAUGUUCCUCCGCAUACAUUAGCCGCCCAAGUCCAUCGGAAGGACAAACAACAUUCGCCUGACUCUACUCAUGUAUCCCGUCGCACAGAACGUAACCUUCGAGAUUCUCUACCCUCCUACCUUCGAUCUUACAGAGGGACGAGAAAUUCACAGUAGUUCGACUUCUUUGUAUUAGUCAGUCCCUUUUCACUGUUUUUCUAUCCAUCAACUUUGAUGUGCUGUAAUCAGCUUGUUCGGAAAAUCACACUAUUUCUCGGGUACAUGGAUUGUUUGCAAUCGUUACUACCGCAUUAUCUCAUUCUAA